AGGAAGGGUAUGAGGGCAUCUGCAUCGGGCGUCCCUUGGGCCGUCCCUUCUUCUUUAUUGGAUCGAAAAUAAUUCAAAAUGAAAUUAAAAUGGGUGGGACGGGCCGUAAGUAAGGGACAAUCGGGCUCGUCCCGAAGGAGACGUGGCAACACGGUAUUGGGCGAUGGAAACGACGAAGGGACGGUCGUAUCGGUUCAUUCGCAUUCCGGAAAUUGAAAUCGCAAAAUCCAAAAAGGAGAGCUCGAUGGCGACGAAGUGAAGCAUCGAAUCGAAGAUCGAUCCUUUCCAAACGAAAGCGAGGACCUGAUCUCCUCACUCCACCUGCGUCUUCUCUCUUCCACUGGAGUCUCCGUCGGCGCAAUCGAGAGGUCGCAGCUUCCAAUCGAGAGGUCGCAGCUUCGAAAUCUCAAUCCACUUCCGUUCGAUUCCGGUCCUGUACGCAAGCUUCUUUCCUCUCCAAAUCCUCGGUGAAUCGUCCCAAUCUUGUCAAGGUAUACUAGAAAAUGGGGCGCUACAGCUAUAGCCAACCAUCACAGUCGGAGGAUAUGUUUGGAAACAAUUCAGACAGUGAAUACUCCGAGACGGAGGAUCUAAUCCGACGUGAUCAAGCUGAGCUAAGCUUAGGACGUCGUUCAUCUGUCAUAUACCCUCCACAACCGGAGGUGGAGUUCGGGUUCUCGCAGGUUUGCUACUGUGGUUCUCCGCCACAACUUGUAGCGUCUAGAAGUAUUAAUGGUGAAGGUCGCUUAGUAUACACUUGCGCGAAUAAAGACGACAGUGAGUGCCAUGUAUGGAAAUGGUGGGACGUGGCGGUGAUGGAGGAGAUGAGAGCCAGAGAUAGACGUGUCCUCCAGCUGGAGGAAAAGGUAGAUAACCUGUCCCUUUUGAGUGACUAUGAUAAGUUAUCUUCCGUGUGUGAUAAUGCUAAGGAGAGAUCCGUUUGUAGUGAUGGGUUUAAGUAUGUGGUGGGUGCUAUGGUCGUUGUACUAAUUUUAACAGGCUUGGGGAUUAUGUAUGUGUAAUGGUUUAGGCAGGGAUGGUUGUAGCGUUGGUUUAGGCAAUGCGUGUUGUUGUUUUUUCUUAAGCCCUCUGAUGUAAUCAUUUUCAGACAUUGUAAACUUGUGUACCACCUUUGGACCGUCAAACAUGAUCAUUGUACUUGUACUCGGAUGUAUGUUUUAUAUCUACAUGUAUGUUUUCUAUUUUCCCAUAUUUCUGUAAAGUAUGUUUUUUAUCUCCCUAAAAAUCACAUGUAUCUUUUCUAUCUACCUAAAAAUCACAUGUAUGUUUACUAUCUACCUAAAAAUCAUACCUAAAAAUCACAUGUAUGUUUACUAUCUACCUAAAAAUCAUACCUAAAAAUCACAUGUGAGGAUCCUAACUACCAAGACCUAUAAAUAAAAGACUUAUUUUGAUUAGAAAAAUGCAAAGCCUUCUCUUCUCUUUAAUUUCCAUAGCAUUUACUCUCUUGGAAAAAAUUAUCAAUGGCUUCCUCCUCUCAUUUUCAUUACCACCAAGACGAUCACCAACCUAAUAAUGAAGAUAUAUUCGAAGACUUAUUUGAAGACAUUGACGAUUUUCUAAAAGAAAAUGAGAGUGUACCACGUAAUUUUAUCGACAGACAUCGGGAGGAAGGUCAAGAUAUGCUAUGGAAUGAUUAUUUUAGCGAUACUCCAACCUACCCGCACAAUGUCUUCCGGCGACGGUUUCGAAUGAACCGGACAUUAUUCAUGCGUAUUGUGCAGCGUCUCUCCACAGAAGUACGGUAUUUUCAAGAAAGAGUUGAUGCAACCGGGCGGUCUAGUCUUACUGCACUCCAAAAAUGUACUGCAGCAAUUCGUCAAUUGGCUUAUGGUGUUAGAGCUGAUGCAGUGGACGAAUAUAUCCGAAUGGGUGAAACAACUGCUCGAGGAUGUUUGCACAAUUUUGCCGCCGGAAUAAUCCGCUUGUUUGGCAAUGAAUACCUAAGACGUCCCACACCGGAAGAUCUGCAGAGACUACUAUAUUUUGGGGAGCAACGUGGGUUCCCAGGGAUGAUUGGAAGCAUCGACUGUAUGCAUUGGGAGUGGAAGAAUUGCCCCACUGCUUGGAAAGGAAUGUAUUCACGAGGAACCGGAAAACCAACGAUUGUCUUAGAGGCGGUGGCAUCAUAUGACCUCUGGAUAUGGCACUCCUUUGUUGGAGCUCCAGGUACUAUGAACGAUCUUAAUAUUCUCGAUCGAUCACCCGUUUUUGAUGACGUAAUUACCGGAAUAGCACCACAAGUUAACUUCUAUGUUAACAAUGAUCUGUACAAUUUGGCUUAUUAUCUCACGGAUGGUAUUUAUCCGAAAUGGGCUACAUUUAUUCAAUCUAUCCGACUACCACAAACUCAGAAGCAUUCUGUAUUUGCUCAAACCCAAGAAGGUGUGCGAAAAGAUGUCGAGCGUGCCUUCGGAGUCCUACAAGCUCGGUUUGCCAUUGUUAGAAAUCCAUCUAACAUAUGGGAUAAACGAAAAAUAGGUAAUAUUAUGCGAGCUUGUGUCAUACUUCAUAAUAUGAUUGUCGAGGAUGAACGAUCGUCAAGAACUCAGUACAACAUUGCUGAAUUUCGAGAAAGAGAAGAGGCGGAUACCUUUACCGUCAAUAAUCCGUCACCUCUCGGCACUACACUUGAACGUCGGACGAACCUUCGGAAUCUAGAAACCCAUCAACGUUUAAAAAAUGAUUUGAUUGAAAAUACAUGGAAUAAAUUUGGACAUCUACCAAAUAACAUAUAGUUUCUAAGUUUCUAUUUGUAUUGGAAUAAAUGUUUGUUUGUUUUUUUAAAUUAUGAUAUUGUAAUUUUCUUAAUAUUUCAAUUUUAAUGUUAAACUUCUAUCAUAUAAGUUUUAUUUAAAACUUUUUUAGAUAUGUUAU
Messenger RNA from Brassica napus (rape), 2898 nucleotides. RefSeq lists its product as uncharacterized. Lineage: Eukaryota; Viridiplantae; Streptophyta; Magnoliopsida; Brassicales; Brassicaceae. The transcript is spliced from 3 exons. The coding region runs from base 504 to 1022 and encodes 172 amino acids. The record is from RefSeq and is a predicted model, not a curated record.